Messenger RNA from Auanema sp. JU1783, 5001 nucleotides. Lineage: Eukaryota; Metazoa; Nematoda; Chromadorea; Rhabditida; Rhabditidae. The record is from the annotation of a GenBank genome assembly.
CUGCGUAACAACCUUAAGCAAGCAGUUUUGAGAAGCGAAGCUAAAACGUUUAAAGAAGCCAUUAAAGCGGCUAAAUUAGAGGAAACCGUUUCAAAACAGACAGAUGACACGCAAAACCUUUCGGUAAACGCAGUCAACAGCGCUCUCGCACCUUUUGCUAAAACUUUCGCACAAAGGGAUAGAAAUCCAUUCCCACGCAGAAACGCAACUAACUAUCAGCCUAAUAGGCAUAGAAACAAUCUUUCAAGACCUUGGAAUAAAAACCAAAACUAUAAUCCAAGACCCUAUUCUGCAAAUAAGUCAAGACCAUAUUCGGCAAAUAAUUCAAGACCCUAUAACCAAAACUAUCAAAGCCAAGCAAAUCCUAAUAGAAAUUAUCAGAACGAAAGAGACAAUAGAUUUGAUUAUCAGGGAGAGAAUGAUAACAAUCAAAGACGAGAGAACUUUCCUAGUAGAGGAAGAAGAGUAAAUGCUUUAAUAUCACCGCUCACUCUCACUAUUGCUUUAUCCAUAUUUUGUUUCUUCAUUUCACCAACCGAAAGCUACCAACUUUGCACAAAAGCAAAAGGUGGCGUACUCUUGAUUCCCCCUAAGCUAAGAAAGUGUAAUAUGAAAGAGCCCAAACAUGUGAUUAAAACAAAAAUUCACCUUUACACUCGUAAUAUAACAGCACAUGAGUGGGAAGCUUAUAGAUGUACCAAAGAGGUACACAAAAUAUGUUUGCGAGAAAUUCUUUUCCUUAGAGACAUUAAUAGAACCAUCACUAUUAGCCCACCUAUUACACCCCAAGAAUGUAGAGAAGUGAUCAAAGAACGGAGUUGGGAAGGCACUGCCCUAACUACCGUAGCCCCUAAGACGUAUGUGAGUGCUCAUCCAUUUUAUGACCCACCUAGAACUUUCCACAGAAACGAAUGCGUAGAGAAAACCAGAUUGAUUUUGGAAAGAGGAAUAAUGACUCGUAUGCCCGAUGAUUCUAUACUAUCAGAUCUUAUUUUGAAUACUGACGGAUGCUUAGCUCAUCACGGUAAUUGUAAGUCGAAUACAUCCAUGCUUGUCUGGGAUCCUCAAUCCUCCGACAAACGAUGCGAAUACAUCGACAUGGAACAAUACGACGCUACAAUUGGCGAUGAUGUUGUUAUCAUUCCCAGUACUCAGACAGCUCUUGUUAUUAAAAACAUUACUAUUCCAAAAGCUAUUCGUACGUGUUUUGAGUUCCCUGUUUUUGAAACCACCACAGGUAACUACAUUACACUUCCUAAGUUCCCUAACGAUACAAACAUUCACACCCUGAUAGAACGAGAGUUCAAGAAAAUUCCGAUAAAAAGAACAAAACGAGCAGUUACCAAAAACUGUAGUUUCCCAGUUAACGAAUUAUGGGCUAGACAACAGGAUGAUUUCGAAACUACAUCUUUGAAUGUCUGUCCAUACCCAUUUUUGAGACCCACUAUGGCAAAUCCAAGUACAGCCGAAAUCUAUUGGAAACUUAAAGCUCGCCGAUUACUAAAUUCAGAAUAUACCAUAGCAAAUUAUGCUACAGCUCAUAUCGAUAAAUUCAAAUUUUUCUUUCAAUCAGGCAUAACAGACAAUGGCUUGAUAUCGUUUCUUUCUCAUUAUCCGUAUAACGACGCAAACGAAGCUAUCUUACAGCUGUUAGCUCAAAAAGAGAUCACAAUAGCAUCAAAAGCUGUGAUCAAGUAUUUGACGGAUAAACAACUGUUAGAACAAAUUUCGGAUAGGCUAACAGUUGAGGAAUUCGAUCAACAACUUUUGCAAGUUGAAGGAUUCAACUAUCGAGAACGAGCUGAGGUUAUAGCUAAGAAUCUAAUGUUUACACCAACUUUCAAAAACAAUAUUCUUUUGGUACCAUCCAGAAACCAAGUUUUGAAAGCUUUUAUGAAUUCUAGUCUACCACUUAUUGACCCAAGAACCCCGGAUAUGAUAAAAGACCUAAUUGAAGAAUCAAAAGGAUUACUGUUGAAAUUGAGAAAGUUAAAGUUUGAGAGAUAUAAUAGCAUACUAGCAUCUAAGGAUGACUUUGAAUUCAAACAUCUACCAGUUCCAACCCUUGAUAUCCCCGAUUUUCAAGUUUUAAGAUUUGAUUCAAGCACAAACUACGGUAUGAAACCGGAAGUAGGUUCAGAUAAAACAUCCAUUACAACAUUUUCGAAAGAAUCUCUAGUUUCUACUUUUGAACAGUUGCUGGCAGAUAAAGACAUGAAACCAUCAGGAAAACGCAUUUUUUCAAAUUCUGCGAAAAUAAGUUUAAGAACCGAAAUUCCUGAAAUUAAUCCCACCCCCUCAAAAGUCUUGGAAAAUCAUUCUGAUCCACAAACGACAGAAAUGCCUUUCGCACUAUUAACUCUGCUAGCAAUCAUCAACCCUAAUCCUAGCUCACUUAAUGAGUCUAUUUUUACUGAAUUCGCGGAAACCAAGGAGUUGCAUACCGGUAACGAUAUACUUAAUCUUAAUCAUUUUCUGUUUAACGUAUCUACAAACUUUUCAUCAGAAGGGUUUUAUCCUUCAUAUCUUCAUAACUCUUCUGAAUCACUUUUUGAUCAUAUUUCAUCAUCCACUGCUUCUCCUUCUCCAUCAUCUACAACACCCUCUCCUGUGAUUCCUCAUAUAAGAACAUUGAGAACCUCCUCUCCUCCAGUAACUUUUGCACAAGAUUCCGAGAAAACUCAUUCAAAUUUCAUAGCCAAAAAGCUAACACUGGAAGAUGAGUUUAACAAAAACAUCACUCUGAGAAUCUCUCAAGAUCAUCUUCAAUAUGCUACUGAGAUACAUCAAGAAGAUCUCAUUGCUCAUUUCGCUGACUCGCUUGAAAACAUCUGCGAGAUUCAAAACAAAUAUCUUGAGCUCUGGAGAUCAAUUUUGCACAUAGAACCAACCGUAGCUAUGAGGACCAUCUUAGGUCGAGAAGAUAUCUCAGCCCGUUUCGUAGGUUCAGAAGUUCUUCAUAUCCACGCUUGUACAUCCGUCAUUGUUACUGCCCAGUUCCGAAAUCACACCGUAAACGGCACCUGCUACCUCGAGACACCCGUCUUAACGGAAGAAGGACAACUCUUGUUUGCCGCUCCCGGCACAGAGGACCUUCUCCCAGCGGGAAAACGGAUCUCUUGCGAUCAGGUACCUACUGACAUUUGGUCAGAGAACGGAGAGUGGAAGGGACUGAACGGCACAGUAGAAGUUAGCCCUAUUUCGCUUAUUGAAGGGUUACAUCAUUCAAAAGUCACACCUAUAAAGUUCACAGGUGCUAACCUCUACUCUAAUUUCUCCACACGAACAUCUAGCAUAGCCACCGCUAUCGCAUAUGGAGUGAGUUUGGCAACCAUCCGCCAAAACCAAGUGUUUCAAGUAGUACACUCACUCCAUCAGCUACCUACCCCGAUCCAAAUGUUGGAAAAGGGAACAUACUACCUCGCUGAGGCGGAAAAAGUAGCCAAAGGUACAUGGAUGGAAAUUAAAAAUUACAUCCUAGGUUCGAUCGAGAAAACACUAAUCGCCAUCGGCAUAGUAGCAAUGCUUGUAGUCUCACUUUUCUUCAUCAUCUUAAUUGUCAAAAGUUACACUAAAGUUCGUAUUCCUUUCCCAAUCAUGAACGUCAAUAGCGAGUUAUCUGACGAACAUUCUUACUCACAUCCUGCUUCUCUCAUUACAUCAUCCAUUCCUUCAUGUCCUCCGUCAUACGACGAGAUCAGGGAUAUAGUAUCUGACCCUGAUCAGGAAAUCCCACAGAUAAUCAUGAAGAAAUACUAUCCCACCAUGCUUAGCCUAUUACCUAUCGCUUUACCUUUAGUUUCUGCUAUUAGAAUCAACAAAAUAGGAGUUUCUCAGCUCCCCCAUUUGUAUGUAAUAGUAGAGAACAAACUUUUGUUAGCCUUAUGGGACUCUGGAGCAUCAGUAUCUUAUGUAAAACUCUCCACCGUUGAAUAUCUCGGACUACCAUACACUUCGUAUACCAGUUCGGCUGCAACAGCCAACGGUUCCGUCUUUUCUUUCAUAGGAAAAGUAGAUAUGGUAGUAGAAAUUGGAGAUUACAAGGUACCACAUAGCUUCUUGAUAUCCGAAGACGAAGAUUGCCCAGCCCCAGGUUUAUUAGGCAUGGACUUCAUGGAAAAUAUGGACAGGCUCAACAUUCAUGUUAGCUUGAAACCUUCCAGAAAAGUUCUUGAAGUAGGUUAUAAGGAACUUCCUCUCUAUAAUACCAAAAAUUCUUUGCUUAAGCGUACAAAUAAGUACAUUAACAUCGUCAAUCUUAAACAUAGAACACUCCAUCCUUACUCUCGCACAAACCUUACUUUGACAACCAACGAAAAUCUCGAAAAUGACGAGUACGCAUUCAUGGAAUCUCAUGAAGACUCCGAUAUUUCAUGUCAUGACACCGCCUUUAGAAAUCUCAGAACGGUGCAAAUUACGUUUAUAAAUAAUACUGAUGAACCUAUUACUGUUAGACCACACCAAAUUCUAGGGAAAGCCACAGUAGUCAGAAUGGCUUCACCAUCUCUCAUAACUCCUGAAUCAACAGACCGAUCUUAUAUACCACCCGAGACAGAUUGGGAAGCAAAACUCCCUAAUUUUCCUUCCAAUUUCAUGGAAGAACUUAAUCUCACAGGCUCCGACCUUAAGCCAGCUCAAGAAAGAGAGCUUAAAGCAAUAAUUUUGAAUAACAAGGAAGCCUUUUUGAACGAAGAUAGAAAGAUCGGUCUCUUCACAGGUCCUAUUGAACAUUCCAUACCCCUCAGGACCGAUUUAGAUCUACCCAAACCUAGGGUAACGAGAAUUCCGUUGAGAAAGAGAGAUGAAGUAGAGAGACAGGUAGAAGAACUUCUUAAGCAAGGCAUAAUUGAAAGAUCCACUUCAUGUUUCAAUAGCCCAGUAGUCCUUGUAACUAAAAAGGACGACACCUUUCGAUUUGUAACGGAUUUUAGAGCUUUGAACAACGUCGUUCCAUUACGCUUGCAUAUGGUAUUUGACGACAACGUCUGGAUACCGGUGUAG